UCUUCAUUCCUCCCCCACGCCAAAUCAAAAUGGCAACAGGCUUGUUCGCUUCCCUCCCCAAGCCAAAAUACUCCGGCGAACAUGAAGAAGUUCCACUUCAUGCCCAACCCAAGGGUCCACGAAUUGUUGGUCCUGGCGUGAUUGAUCAGUCGCAGGUCAUUCUCAAGCGCUCCGGUCCUCCUGCAUACGGACAACGAUCAGGAUGGCGUCCCCGAUCCGCAGAAGACUUUGGCGACGGUGGUGCAUUCCCCGAGAUACCGGUAGCGCAAUAUCCUCUCGACAUGGGCCGCAAGGGUAGCGGAUCGAGCUCAAAUGCUUUGACUCUUCAGGUUGAUGCCGAAGGAAAAGUUAAAUACGAUGCAAUUGCUCGACAAGGGCAUAGCGAUAGUAGAAUUAUCCAUUCCAGCUUCAAGGACUUGAUCCCUCUUCGACAGCAGGCAAACGCAGGCGAACUGAGUUUGGACCGACCCAGUCAAGAAGAGGUGGCUGCAAGUGCCGAAAAGACCAGACUUGCCUUGGAAAAACUGGUUUCGGGGGCAGUGGCCGCACAGAAGCCUAAGAACGUCAAAGGUGCCAAUCGAGAAGAACCGACAUAUGUACGCUACACCCCGGCCAACCAGAUGGGCGACAACUCCAAGAAAAACGACAGAAUUUUCAAAAUUGUGAAAAGGCAAGAAGAUCCCAUGGAACCACCAAAAUUUAAGCACAAGAAAAUCCCUCGUGGCCCGCCGAGCCCUCCUCCUCCUGUCAUGCAUUCUCCUCCACGAAAACUCACAGCCGAAGACCAAGAGGCAUGGAAGAUCCCCCCACCCGUGUCCAAUUGGAAAAAUCCCAAAGGUUACACCGUUCCUCUGGAUAAGCGUCUCGCAGCCGAUGGACGAGGAUUACAAGAUGUCACAAUCAACGAUAAAUUCGCCCAGUUCGCCGAGGCCUUAUUCACAGCCGACAGACAUGCGCGCGAGGAGGUCAAGUUACGAUCACAAAUGCAACAGAAGCUAGCGGAAAAGGAAAAGAUGGCCAAAGAAGACCAUUUACGGGAAAUGGCCCGCAAGGCAAGAGAGGAGAGACAAAAGACAGCUCCUGGGCGCAGAGAUUCCGGAUCACGACGAAGAUCAAGGUCAUAUUCUGCCUCUUCAUACGACUCUAGGUCAGCAAGCGGAAGUGAUGAUGAGGCUGCUCGUGAACGUGAAUUAGCGCGGAAGGAAAGACGCGAAGAAAAUGAGAGGAAGCUUCGUCAGAGUCGAAUGGGAGCAGAGAAGAGAGUGCAGAUGAUGGCGCGAGAACAGAACCGAGACAUUUCAGAAAAGGUGGCCUUGGGUCUUGCCAAACCAACACAGAACAAAGAGACCAUGUACGAUUCUCGAUUAUUCAAUCAAACCUCGGGCUUCGACAGUGGCUUCAAUGAAGACCAACAUUACGAUAAACCUCUGUUCGCCGCACAAGAUGCCAUCAACAGCAUCUACCGUCCAUCAGCGAACCAAGACGACGACGAUGGUGGCGAGGAAGCGGCCGAUGCCACUAUGAGCAAGAUUCAGAAAUCCAAUCGAUUCGACAGUCUGGGGACUUCCAAGACGUUCAAGGGCUCCGAACUGUCCGAGCGACAUGAAGGUCCCGUGCAGUUUGAAAAGGACAAGGAUGAUCCUUUUGGAAUUGACUCUCUGAUUGGUGAAGCCUCUGCAAAACACGACCAGGGUCAAAGCAAGAAGCGAUAUGGUCUUGAAGAGGCUGGUCCCAGUACCCGAGGUCAGAAGAGAGCUCGAGUUGAUGACGAUGACCAUGAUAACUAACAUAGAUCCACCGUGUUAUACCUGUUAUAUUGUCGAGGUAUGAAUACAUACAUGCGUAAAC
Messenger RNA from Exophiala mesophila, 1848 nucleotides. RefSeq names its product pre-mRNA-processing protein 45. Gene Ontology annotation, biological process: mRNA splicing, via spliceosome. The transcript has 2 exons. The record is from RefSeq and is a predicted model, not a curated record. Bases 30 to 1787 code for a protein of 585 amino acids. Gene Ontology annotation, cellular component: spliceosomal complex. Lineage: Eukaryota; Fungi; Ascomycota; Eurotiomycetes; Chaetothyriales; Herpotrichiellaceae.